Messenger RNA from Sardina pilchardus (European sardine), 2765 nucleotides. RefSeq names its product ddb1 and cul4 associated factor 7 (gene dcaf7). Bases 385 to 1425 code for a protein of 346 amino acids. The record is from RefSeq and is a predicted model, not a curated record. Gene Ontology annotation, cellular component: nucleus. Gene Ontology annotation, molecular function: protein binding. The transcript is spliced from 7 exons. Lineage: Eukaryota; Metazoa; Chordata; Actinopteri; Clupeiformes; Clupeidae.
GGCAGGAAUCCAAGAAGAAAGUCGGGGUGAAAAACAGUGGAUGUCGGUGGGACAAGGCCGAUCAGAUUUAAUCAGAUAUUCAAGUCUAGCGGAAGAAUAACAAGGGCCCUGUUCUUCUCCAUCCUGCCAUCAUUUCUUAAUAGUCGUUGCCCGAGCACUGCAGAUUUAUGCUAACGAAAUUCAUUUGUUUCUUUGUUUGACGCUAGCACGCUGCGUAGCUAACCUAGCAGCAGUUCGCAGGAGAUAUGACAUGACAUAGCUAACCAUUACUUUCUCUCGUGGAUGGAACGCAAUAUUGUUCUGGACAUUUUUAUUAAAAAAGCUACGAAUAUAUCGUGACCAGCUUGUACUUUCAGAUAAUCAGCUGGUGUAACAUAACUUUACAUGGCUCGAGAGAUGUCGCUACACGGUAAGCGAAAAGAAAUUUAUAAAUACGAGGCGCCAUGGACAGUGUACGCUAUGAAUUGGAGCGUGCGGCCCGACAAGCGGUUCCGUCUGGCACUUGGGAGCUUUGUGGAAGAAUACAACAACAAGGUGCAGAUUGUGGGUCUGGAAGAGGAGAGUUCAGAGUUUGUUUGCAGGAAUACAUUCGAUCACCCUUACCCCACCACCAAGCUCAUGUGGAUUCCAGACACCAAGGGCAUGUACCCCGACCUCCUGGCCACCAGUGGGGACUACUUGCGCAUCUGGAGGGUCAGUGACACAGAGACGCGUCUUGAGUGCCUGUUGAACAACAACAAGAACUCCGACUUCUGUGCGCCACUUACGUCCUUUGACUGGAACGAGGUGGACCCUAAUUUACUGGGCACCUCCAGCAUCGACACCACCUGCACCAUCUGGGGACUGGAGACGGGUCAGGUGUUGGGCCGGGUGAACCUGGUGUCUGGCCAUGUGAAGACCCAGCUUAUCGCCCACGAUAAAGAGGUGUAUGACAUAGCGUUCAGUCGUGCGGGUGGAGGCAGGGACAUGUUUGCUUCGGUCGGCGCGGACGGCUCGGUGCGCAUGUUCGACCUGCGGCACCUGGAGCACAGCACCAUCAUCUACGAGGACCCCCAGCACCACCCGCUGCUGCGCCUCUGCUGGAACAAGCAGGACCCCAACUACCUGGCCACCAUGGCCAUGGACGGCAUGGAGGUGGUGAUUCUGGACGUGCGUGUGCCCUGCACGCCGGUCGCCCGGCUCAACAACCACCGUGCGUGCGUCAACGGCAUCGCCUGGGCACCGCACUCCUCCUGCCACAUCUGCACAGCAGCGGACGAUCACCAGGCACUCAUCUGGGACAUCCAGCAGAUGCCCCGCGCCAUCGAGGACCCCAUCCUGGCCUACACGGCCGAGGGCGAGAUCAACAACGUGCAGUGGGCCUCCACCCAGCCCGACUGGAUCGCCAUCUGCUACAACAACUGCCUGGAGAUCCUGCGCGUGUGAGCGCUCAGAAAGGGAGGAAACACAUCAGGAAGAUUUGUGUGUGUGUGUGUGUGUGUGUGGGGGGGGGGGGGGGUUGUUGUGAAUGUGUGUAUUGUGGUUGAAGGCCUUGAGAUGUUGGAGGACUGAGGACUGAAGAAGGAAGCGGAAUGUCGUUGAGCCCUGAGGGUGAUAUGAUUUAUGGGGCUUAGGAGGAUUUUAGACGGCUGUGGGUUAGAGCAGUGAACGUUUCUAACUGGACUGAAGCCUGCUGCUUAGGAACUGACGAGAUGGGUGGAACACAGCUUGGUUGUGUGUGUGUGUGUGUGUAUGUGUGUGAAUGUGAAUGGAUGCUGAUAUGUGUGUAUACACCAUUACACAGUCUAAAUAAUUCUUCCGGACUUUUGGACAUUCAGAAUGUUUCUGUGCAGUAUUUUACGGCCAUUUGGGUCUACUGGAAGGUGUAACAGAAAGUGACUGAAAUAUUUUUAACUUGAAGUAAGUUUGCAAGCAACAAAACAAAGCUGGCAUAUUCUUUUGUAUGUUGUGAAUAUCAUGUGUAAUGAUAGUGUAACACAUUAAUUUCAAAUUGCAAAUUGCAAAUAGAUGCACAGACGGUUUCAUUUUUUGAUCAUAAUGUCCUCUGGUCAGGUCAGUACUCGGUCAGGACUAUCUCACAUUCCUGUUGAGAUGGUUAGAUUUUGUAUGUGGGAGUUCUUUGAAGAUAAACCAAUACAGAAGAUGCUGUAAUCAUGAUAACAGGCCUGGUUGUGUGGUAGAUAACAUUUUUUUCCACAAGAAAGUGAAGAACUGAAGCAGUACUUCUGAGGGUGCUAUGUUAAUGUUCAAAUAUGCAAAAGCAUUCUUCAGCAGUCAAAGGGUAUCAUUAUAUUCAAUGGCUUUCAUGGCUUUCAUCAGGACCGUUAUAAUGGUACACUGCAGAUAAUGGCAGUAGGCCUACACGGAAGUGUAUUCUUCCCAGGAAAAGGAUAAUGCUUUCUCCUUCUCUGUUAUAAUCACUGUAUAGCCUCUUUCUUAGUGUUCUUCAUUUUAAGGUCUGGUCCUUUGCAUGUUGAAAACAGGAGAUUGUGUAUAUUCAUAUAAAUCUUAUCUACUCAGUCAUGUCAUAUUUGGUUUAGUGUGUUUUCUAGUUUGUUUGGUUUUGUUGCUAGGAAGGGUUGAUGUGUAGUCUGACUACAGAAUUCUGACUUUGCAGUCAUCUGUAAAUCCUGUGCUUUUCAUGCCGUUGUAGCCACUUGUCUUAACAUCUUUGUUAUUUUGCAAACAGUGUGACUAGUGAAGGAUUUGUGUAGUCCCAAGCAGUGACUGAGUUUUGUAUUUUAAUAAACAAUUCUUGUUUUAAA